This is a messenger RNA of Falco peregrinus (peregrine falcon), 5451 nucleotides long. RefSeq names its product prolyl 4-hydroxylase subunit alpha 1 (gene P4HA1). The transcript is spliced from 15 exons. Gene Ontology annotation, molecular function: L-ascorbic acid binding; procollagen-proline 4-dioxygenase activity; iron ion binding. Gene Ontology annotation, cellular component: endoplasmic reticulum. NCBI's taxonomy places the organism in Eukaryota, Metazoa, Chordata, Aves, Falconiformes, Falconidae. The record is from RefSeq and is a predicted model, not a curated record. Gene Ontology annotation, biological process: peptidyl-proline hydroxylation to 4-hydroxy-L-proline. The coding region runs from base 185 to 1912 and encodes 575 amino acids.
GCCCAUAAAACCCGCCGCGGGGCCGGCGCGCGCGGUCGGGUGAGCCAGGGCGCAGCUCGCGCUGCCCGGUGCUGCCGCCGUUGUCGUCCCCUCACCCUCCGGCCCCGCGCGCCCCGUCAGCCGCCGCCGCCCCCCCUGCCCCCCACCUUCGCUCAGGUUCGUGGUGAGGUGACAGCUGUUAACUAUGGCAUUCAACAAGAUUUGGUAUACCGUAGCCCUUGGACUUCUGCUGCCUUUUUCUUAUGCCCAUACGGAUUUCUUCACUUCCAUUGGUCAUAUGACAGACUUAAUUAAUACAGAAAAAGAUCUGGUGGUGUCACUGAAAGAUUACAUCAAGGCAGAAGAAAGCAAGCUGGAACAGAUCAAAAAAUGGGCAGAGAAAUUGGAUCAGCUGACAGAUACGGCUACAAAAGACCCAGAGGGGUUUUUAGGACAUCCUGUAAAUGCGUUCAAGUUGAUGAAACGGCUUAAUACAGAGUGGGGUGAGCUGGAGAGCCUGGUUCUGAAGGACAUGUCUGAUGGCUUUAUCUCCAACAUGACUAUCCAGCGGCAGUUUUUCCCAAAUGAUGAAGAUCAGACCGGUGCAGCAAAAGCCCUCUUGCGGCUUCAAGACACGUAUAAUUUGGACACAGACACCCUCUCAAGAGGGAAUCUUCCAGGUGUGAAGCACAAAUCCUUUUUAACAGCUGAAGAUUGCUUUGAGCUGGGAAAGAUUGCCUACACCGAAGCUGACUACUACCACACCGAGCUCUGGAUGGAACAAGCUUUGAAACAGUUGGAUGAGGGAGAGGUGUCUUCUGCAGAUAAAGUCUACAUUCUGGACUACCUGAGUUACGCUGUGUAUCAGCAGGGGGAUCUGGGCAAAGCCAUGAUGCUCACCAAACGCCUUCUGGAACUGGAUCCUGAACAUCAAAGAGCAAAUGGGAACAUGAAAUAUUUUGAAUAUAUCAUGGCUAAAGAAAAAGAAGCAAAUAAGUCCAGUACAGAUUCAGAAGACCAGAUGGACAAGGACACUGAGGUUAAGAAAAAGGAUUACUUGCCCGAGAGAAGGAAGUACGAAAUGCUGUGCCGUGGGGAGGGUCUCAAAAUGACACCUCGGAGACAAAAAAGACUCUUCUGCCGCUACUAUGACGGAAACAGGAAUCCUAGAUACAUUCUGGGCCCUGUCAAACAGGAAGAUGAGUGGGACAAACCUCGGAUUGUUCGCUUCCUUGACAUCAUCUCCGAUGAAGAGAUCGAAACUGUGAAAGAACUAGCAAAGCCGAGGCUGAGCCGUGCUACUGUUCAUGACCCUGAGACUGGGAAACUGACCACAGCACAUUACAGAGUCUCUAAGAGUGCUUGGUUGUCUGGAUACGAAAGCCCUGUGGUAUCUCGCAUUAACACGAGGAUACAGGACCUAACAGGACUUGAUGUCUCCACAGCAGAGGAACUACAGGUAGCCAACUACGGAGUAGGAGGCCAGUAUGAGCCUCAUUUUGAUUUUGGAAGGGUAAGUCCUGUUUCCUGUUUCCAUCUCUUUCUUCUUCACAAGCACUGUGUUUCUCUUUUUCAGGUGGCAAAUUAUGGAGUGGGAGGACAGUAUGAACCCCACUUUGACUUUGCACGGAAAGAUGAGCCAGAUGCUUUUAAGGAAUUGGGAACAGGCAACAGAAUUGCUACUUGGUUGUUUUAUAUGAGCGAUGUGUCAGCAGGGGGCGCUACUGUCUUUCCUGAAGUGGGAGCUAGUGUUUGGCCCAAAAAGGGAACAGCUGUAUUCUGGUACAACCUCUUUCCAAGUGGAGAAGGAGAUUACAGCACGCGGCAUGCAGCCUGCCCAGUACUAGUUGGAAACAAAUGGGUAUCCAAUAAAUGGCUCCAUGAGCGGGGACAGGAAUUCCGAAGGCCGUGCACUUUAUCAGAGUUGGAAUGAUGCAGACUCAUCCUUUGUCUCUUCUGUAUUCAGUUUGUGUAAAAUGCACACGUCUCCUACAGUUUACAAUUGACUAACACUCCACUACAGGUUCAGUCUUCAACUACACCGGUGUUUCAUCUGUGGACAAAACAAACAUGCUUUUAGUUCCCUUUAAAUAUCUCCUUAAGGUUUUAUGAACAGACUAUAUUAAGAUCUAUGAGUGUUACAGGAAAAAAAAAAAAAAAAAAGGACAAAAUACAGAUCAGGGCCACAACUAACAGUGGUGGUGUGUGUGGUGUUCCCUUCACCAUCGCCCCCUCAGAUCAGCGUGGCCAGCCAGUGAUGGUUUGCUUAGAGCCCUCCUCACAACCGUCAGUCUACUAAGGGCAGGGCGGGACGAUUCAAUGGGAGGGCUCCCUUCUAAGGCAGGCUGAAUUAAACCAGCUCAUAUUCCUCAAUUUCCAGAGGUCUGACUCCUUGCUUUUCCAGAGUACCUGACCACUACUGUUGAGAACUGCAGGCAUGGUUUGUGUUUCUCUGCGGAACAGGUUGUUACCAUGUUUUAGCCCAUUUUUCCACUUCUGCGAAAGCCCCAGUUUUUAAACUAUCUUCCUUCUCAGCCUCUGUGGGGAAUUUGGCUCUUAACCUUGCAAAUGUGAGCCAGCAGUUCCAAACACAUAGAUGAGAUGCUUCAGCAGUGUUGUGCCAAACACAUGCCUGCAUUAGAGCAGCCUGACAACAAUUAGAGCCCAUCUUCCCUUCAUUCUUUUUCUUUCAUGUUUGUCCACAUAAACAAAUGCUGCUUUUAUUCUGUCUUGGUAGUCAACUCUUACAUCUGUUCCUUGGGCAGUGGGGAUGGGAAUGUUACCAUCUUCAUUAAUCAAAAUAAUUGUGCCUUAGGAUACUGGAAUUUCAAAUUGGUUAUAAGGCUUCAGGUGAUGAGGUAAUACAUGGUCCUUGCAGAAUGCUCUCCACCCUUGUCUUCCCAGUUCUCAAGGUUCUGUGAGAAACAGAUGGCCUAUUUAUAAUCCUAAAUCUUUUGUAGAUGGUUUUUAUUUUGCCAAUGUUUUUCCUGCUGUGGACGCUGAAUGCAGGUCACAGCAGUGACAUGCCUUUAGUCACGGGGCGACUGUUUGCACAGGAUGGUUUGGUGUUGCUUACCUUGCAGAGGCUGCCUCUGCUGUGCGCCUCGUGCUGCCUCCCCUCUCUUUAGCUGUCACUGGCACCCGUGAGGGAGGAAGCGCUGGGAAGGGGCCUCCUGCAGAGGCUCUGGUGCUGCUCACUUCACUGCUGCUCUUCCCACGAGCCAGGGCUGGAGCUGUUCCGAUUCACGCCGCCCACACAGAAAAAGUGUCCCCCCAGUCAGCACUGCCCGCACUGGAAGAACUUGCUCACAGUGACUUUCAGGGACCUUAGUUUGUGACGCGUCAUCCUUACACUGAGAUGAAGCUGAAGCCUCUGAGGGAGAUGAGACUGUGGCUGCUGUAGCUGUUGAACUUUGGUUCUGCUCAUCAGACUCCUGUGGGAGGAAUAACUGCCGUCCCCCCCCGCUGCCCCCGGCACAGGAAUUGCUAAGCAGGGUGGGGAGAGGCUGCAGAGAGGUUCGUUCGCUUUCCUAAGCCGUUUCUCUUCAACAGCAGGAUUUUUAGCAAAAUGUCUGAAUAUUCCACUAGCACAAGGACAAGAAUCAAACUGAGCUGCACCAGAGUCUACCUAAACAGUCUGGUUUUCUGGAUGAUGAUGGUUUUACUGAUGUAGAGGUCAAGCCUGAAGUCUUUACCAAGGGAAAAAUUCCAAUUUUAGUUAAUUGGAUUUUCUGCCUCAAUACAAUCUUGAAAAUUGAGCCAAAACGUAGAUUAAGCCAACUGUUGUUAACAUGCUAGAAAUACCUCUGUAAUACUGAGAAUGCAGUUUAAGGUACUAUAGUUUGAGAAACUGCAUACUUUCAGAAGACACUUUAAAAAUGUUGCUGGAAAAUUCAUUGUUAAAUUUCUGCUGAGCCUGUUAGCAAUGGGACCUACGUAACUGUUUAUCCUUAGCCCUGCACCUUCUUGCAUUUGACUGUGCUUUUGGCAGAUGUGAAACAAAGUCCAUCCAGCACUUAAGAAAACAAAUAAAAAGAAAAUCAGAAAUAGUUCCACCUCACGUCUGUACUGCUCAUUUAUUCAAAAUAGCUGGUAAGCUAGAGCAGUAUCUAAUAUAUAAAUAGAUUCACCAAAGAAAUAGGUUAUCGGAGCAUAUUUUUGAUCGCUAAAUCAUAAUCAUUUAAAAAACCCACAUAACAUUUCUACUUACCGGAGUUUUCUCCCUUUCACACAGUGUCAUUCAUCUCCAUUCCUAUCCAUGGUUUUCUCUUUCCCAUCUUUUUUAGUCCUUUAAGCUCCAAAAAAGGGUAACCAUGGCUGCAGGUAAGUCCUGCCACUUUCCUGCAAGUAAAAGAAUACAGCAAACAACGUGGUCUUAGGAGUCUUGCCUUUGGGGCUCUGAUUUUCUCUCAGUAGCUCCAAGGCAACUGCUAAUGCUUUUAGAAAAGCCAGGCCUGCACAGUUAACAAGCACAAAAUAUCAGUGUAUUGCCACCACAAACACAUUUCGAAAAUGCAUCUGGUUUUGCUAUUACAGAAAACCUGGGGUUUUUUUCUAAAGUAAGCAGAGGAGUUACUUGGCAUAUUAAAAUAAUUACAAGCUAAAAGUUGUAGAAUUUACACAAGGUAAGAGAAGCAGUGAAUAAAAAGUGUCAGUGACUGCUUUAGGUACUGUUGUAGUGGAAGAAAACACUAUGGUCUCUUACAUAGUGGUUGGAGCAAUAAGAAACAAUAAUUUUGUUACAUUAAACAAGGGGUUUGGGGUUUUCCCCCCAUCUCUGUUCAACCAACACCAAAAGAUGAAUGACAAGCUUGAGAGAAGUUGUGGAAUGUCUGGGGAAGUUUGCUAAACAAUUACCUCCCUGACCCCAACUACCAUCAACUACUUCCAGUGUUAAAACAUCAUUUUAAAAAUGGUCUGUAAGAGGCAUUGCUUGGGGAGUAAAAGUAUUUUAGUGCAUGACUUUUUAAAGCGGUGAACUAUACUCAAUGACUUGCAAUUCUUUGGGGAAGAAAAUUAUUUUUUUGACAGUGGAACAUUUCACUUGGUUUAAAAAAAAAAAAAAAUCCCUCAAAACUAAAAUUGAAGUGUGCUGAGGCACAUCAGACCAAAAUGUUCCGGAUUAUUAGAAGAGAAAGGGUAAGCUUAUUUUUUUAAACUACAGACAAUCCGUAUUUCCUUUUUCCACUGCAGUAGUGUUUAUGCAACUAACACUAAAUAUGUAAGGGAUUAUUACACAGAUGGUGCUGCUGCUUUCUGCCUUACCCCUUCAUUUCUUAAAGGGCUUUUGGAUCAAGAGCAUGGCUCCUGUGUGAAUCUAGUUUUGUAUUAAAGAUGAUUGAAAACUGUGGCUCACAGUGACCGACAAUGGAGAAACUGCCUUACUGUUAAAAUUUUUGUAAUAAAAUCUUUAAUGUAAAAAAAAUGGGCUUAAAAUAAAAGCCACUGCCAUUAGCAGUGAAAAAUCCUCCA